This is a messenger RNA of Eubalaena glacialis (North Atlantic right whale), 1603 nucleotides long. It is a transcript of the gene ZNF713, whose product is annotated as zinc finger protein 713. Gene Ontology annotation, biological process: negative regulation of transcription by RNA polymerase II. The transcript is spliced from 6 exons. The record is from RefSeq and is a predicted model, not a curated record. Lineage: Eukaryota; Metazoa; Chordata; Mammalia; Artiodactyla; Balaenidae. Bases 257 to 1603 code for a protein of 448 amino acids. Gene Ontology annotation, molecular function: DNA-binding transcription repressor activity, RNA polymerase II-specific.
GCUGGCGCCGGCGGCUGGUCCAGCCCCAGGGGCCCCGUCACUGGGCGUCACUGGCUCAGGCAUCAGGGCCCUCAUCAUCUCUCCCGCUUGGGUCCGGACGGGCUGCGGCGGUGUCGUCGUCAGGGGGCGGAGCCGCCCUGGGCGCCCUUUGUCUGUGGAGGCGGGACCUGAAACUGCUCAACCAGGAGGCAGAUUCGAAUAUCAUAGUGAAGUCUGUACAUGAAGGAUUGAUGCCUUUAGGGAAAAAAACGAAGUAAUGCCUUCUCAGAAUGCUGUACUUUCCCAGGAGGGAAACAUGGAGAAGGAAAUGAAUGUUGGAUCACAGAUACAGCUGUCUCAGGAAUCACUGACAUUCCAGGACGUGGCUGUGGACUUCACUAGAGAGGAGUGGGACCAGCUAUACCCUGCUCAGAAGAACCUCUACCGAGACGUGAUGCUGGAGAACUAUAGGAACCUGGUUGCACUGGGGCAUCAACUUUAUAAGCCAGAGGUGAUCACUCAGUUGGAGCAGGAGGAGCAGUGGAUGAUGGAAAGAGACAGCCCACCAGACACUCAUCCAGAUGGGGAGAAUAGUCCAGAAAUAAAAAAAUCAAACCAGAGUAUUUCUGAUGAAAAUAAAACCUGUGACAUGCUAAUGGAGAGUUUAACAGGAGACAGUUUCUGGUACUCCAUCUUAGGUGGACUCUGGGAUUUUGAUUACCGGUUAGAAUCUAACCAAGAAAACCAGCAGAGACAUUUAGGACAAGUAUCUUUCACCCACAAAAAGAUCACACAGGAGAGAAGCCUUGAAUGUAAUAGAUUUGGGGAAAACUAUAAUCUGAACUCAAACCUUGUUAUGCAUCAGAGAAUUCCUUCAAUUAAAAUACCCCUUAAUUCUGACACACAAGGAAAUAGCAUCAAGCAUAAUUCAGACUUGACUUACUAUCAGGGAAACUAUGUAAGAGAGAAUCCUUAUGAAUAUAAUGAGUGUGGAAAAAUCUUCAAUCAACAUAUUCUUCUUACUACUCAUAUUCAUACUGAGGGGAAACCCAGUGAAUGUGGGAAGGCCUUCAGCCAAAACUCAUCUCUUACUCAACCUCAGAUAGUCCUCACAGGAGAGAAGCCCUAUAAGUGUGAUGAAUGUGGGAAAAGAUUCAGCCAGAGGAUACAUCUUAUUCAACAUCAGAGAAUUCACACAGGAGAAAAACCUUUUAUAUGCAAUGAAUGUGGGAAAGCCUUCCGUCAACAUUCAUCCUUUACUCAACAUCUGAGAAUUCAUACUGGAGAGAGGCCCUAUAAAUGUAAUCAGUGUGGUAAAGCCUUUAGCCGUAUCACAUCCCUUACGGAACAUCAUAGACUUCAUACUGGAGAGAAACCUUAUGAAUGUAGUUUUUGUGGGAAAGCCUUCAGCCAAAGGACACAUCUUAAUCAGCAUGAGAGAACUCAUACAGGAGAGAAACCCUAUAAAUGUAAUGAAUGUGAAAAAGCCUUCAGCCAGAGUGCACACCUUAAUCAACAUAGGAAAAUCCAUACUCGGAAGAAAUUAUGUGAAUAUAAUAAAUGUGAGAAAACCUUAAGCCACAGUCCUUCACUUACUGCUCAGCAUAUAACUCAGAAUUUUUAG